Molecule: messenger RNA, 1458 nt
Organism: Geodia barretti
Lineage: Eukaryota; Metazoa; Porifera; Demospongiae; Tetractinellida; Geodiidae
Source: the annotation of a GenBank genome assembly
AUGUCCGGGAAAAGCACCUUCCGGCUCCGCAACACCCUCGGCGGCCGCAUUCAGCCCUUCCAGCCGAAACGUACGGACGAGGUCCGGAUGUACACGUGCGGACUCACGGUGUACGCCCGGGGACACAUCGGGAACUUCCGUACCUUUGUGGCCCAGGACAUCCUUCGCCGCUUCCUUCGUUUCAAGGGCUACCGGGUCCUUCAGGCGAUGAACUUCACGGACGUCGACGACAAGACCAUCCGGGGUGCGGGGGAGGCGGGCGAGCCGCUGCGCGAUUACACGACCCGCUACAUCGAAGAGUUCUUCGACGAUGCCGACGCUCUCGGCAUCGAGCGCGCCGAGCACUAUCCGCGAGCCACCGACCCCGAGUACAUCGAGGCGAUGAUUCGGCUGGUGACGCAACUACUGGAGAAAGGGGUCGCCUACGAGUCCGACGGCUCCAUCUAUUUCCGGGUUGCGAGCUUCCCCCGCUAUGGGCAGCUCUCCGGCGCGGCGGCCUCCGACCGCCUCGCCGGCGCCCGCGUGGACUCCGACGAGUACGACAAGGAAGACGCGCAGGACUUCGUCCUCUGGAAGGCGGCGAAACCGGGUGACCCGGUCUGGGAUGCGCCUUUUGGCGCCGGCCGUCCGGGUUGGCAUCUGGAAUGUUCGGCAAUGGGAUUGGAACUUCUCGGCCCGGGUUUCGACCUGCACUGCGGCGGCGUGGAUCUCGUGUUCCCGCACCACGAGAACGAGAUCGCCCAGAGCGAGGCCGCGACCGGGAGCCCCUUCGUUCGUCAUUGGUUCCACUGCGAACACCUGCUGGUGGACGGCCGAAAAAUGUCCAAAUCGCUCGGCAACCAAUUCACCGUGCGCGAGUUGAUCGACGAGGGUUUUGCGCCAGCCACGAUCCGUCACCUGCUGGCCGGGGUGCACUACCGCCAGCAACUGAACUUCACGAAGGGCGGCCUCCGGCAGGCGGAAGUCGCCAUCGGCCGGGUCAACGAGUUCCUGCGCCGUUCGGACGAGGCGGCCCGCCGCGAGGGAGACUCCGCGAAUGAGGGCACGGCGUCUCCCGGCGGCGCCGCGACCGGGGUCGCCGAAGCCCUGGUUCGUUUCGAGGAAGCUCUGGAUGACGAUCUGAACACGUCGAAGGCGCUCAGCGAGGUGUUCACCGCUCUGAGGGAAGGGAACCGGGCGCUCCAUGCACCCGGAGGAGCCUCCGAGGCGGGGGUCUGGGCAGCGGCGAUCCGCAGGAUGAACACGGUCUUCGGCAGCUUCGAGAUGGCCCCCGACCCGGAGACCGGCAAGCGGGUCGACGAGCCGGCCGACCUUGCCGAGUUGAUCCGUGAGCGCCAGGAGGCGCGCGGGCGAAGGGACUUCGCUCGCGCUGAUGAGAUCCGGGACGAUUUGGCCGCUCGCGGGAUCCUUCUCGAGGAUUCUUCGUCGGGCACAAUUUGGCGGCGGGGCGAGGACUGA